AAGAAAGAAACACUCGUUUUUGUCCCUCCCGCCAUUGCCCCAAGCUAACUUUCGCUAGUACAAUUCUCUGAACAAAAGUUCCAUUCCUCUAUAGUUUCUCUGUAAGUAUAUUUCUUCUGCGGAACUUUUUAAUUGCGCCUCUUGAUUUUCUCAUCUUCGUGUUGCUUCUACCGCUGUCUGCUCUUCUUUUUGAUGAAUUUUCGUCAUCUGUGUGGCUAUCUCACAGAUAUUUUACGCACAACAGGCGAUGGCUACCGAAGAAGACUCCUUCGAACAAGUUGCUGCAGCACGUAAGGAGAGAUUGAAAGCUCUUAGAGCUGCUCAGGAAUUGUUAAACGCUUCAGAUGAGAAAAAUUCUGUAGGAGAGGAUAAAGAGAAUGGUGCUACUGCAGAUACUGAUGAAACUAAUCUUAAUAUGAAAUUUCGAAACUAUGUUCCUCAUGAUAAGGAGCUUCAGGAGGGCAAGCUUGCCCCACCUGUAUUGCCUAAAUUUGAGGACCCUGUUACUACUGAACCUCCACAACAAAAAGAGGACCCAUUUGUAAACAUUGCUCCAAAGAAACCAAACUGGGACCUUAGAAGGGAUGUGCAGAAGAAGCUUGAUAAGCUUGAAAGACGUACACAGAAAGCAUUAUAUAAGCUUAUGGAGGAACAAGAAAAGCAAAAGCAGGCAGCUGAAGGAGACGAUGACCAAAAUGGUGCAGAGUGAUAGUUUGGCACACAAAUUAUGUGCUCUCCGAUGUUACAGUUGCAGCAAUAUUCACAACUAUAUCGACAUGCUUGGAGAAAAAUUGUCACUAAAAGGACAAUGGCGUUUCUGGCUCGUAGGGUCAGUUUUUCUGUGACCUUUCUGAUCAUUCUUGGGUGCAAAUAUUUUGAUUUAUAGUUUAUCUAUGGUGUGGCUCAUUGUGUGUUCCUUGACCAUUACAUCCAAUAGUCUCAUACUGGAUAUAGUGGAUAGUGAUUUGUAAUUUACCUAAACUAAAAAUAACUUUGUAUUUCACUUUUAUCUUCUACAUUGUUGUUUUUCUUCUUCUUCA
Molecule: messenger RNA, 1040 nt
Organism: Cucumis melo (muskmelon)
Lineage: Eukaryota; Viridiplantae; Streptophyta; Magnoliopsida; Cucurbitales; Cucurbitaceae
Exons: 5
Coding region: 248-709 (153 amino acids)
Cellular component (GO): post-mRNA release spliceosomal complex; U2-type spliceosomal complex
Source: RefSeq, a predicted model, not a curated record